UUUGAGUAAAAUGUCCAUGGAUAUAACAUUUCUGGGGACGGGGGCUGCAUACCCAUCUCCAACGAGAGGGGCCUCGGCUACGGUAAUCCGUUUUGAAGGGGAAUGCUGGCUGUUUGAUUGUGGCGAAGGAACCCAGACACAAUUUAUGAAGAGUAAUCUCAAAGCAGGCAAGAUUACCAAGAUUUUUAUAACUCAUCUGCAUGGGGACCACGUCUUUGGCCUUCCGGGACUGUUGUGUACAAUCAGCCUGCAGUGUAGUCCUGACGCCCGCAAGCUGCCGGUGGAUAUUUACGGACCCCUUGGGCUAAAGGAUUUUCUCCAGACAGUCAUGGCGCUUUCCCGUUCUCAGCUGCUUUUCCCUUACGUUGUCCACGAACUGGUUCCCACUUGCAACCAGUGCCCUGAGGAAGAAUGGGCUGACGUGUUUGCUGGGAAGCGAGGUGAGGCCAGCUGUCCAGAGCCACCAGGAGACGUUAUUCACCUGAAUCUCGCAGACGACUCGUACUUCUUGGAGGACGGUGGGCCCGUCGUGAUGAAGGCUUUCAGACUGUUUCAUCGUAUACCUUCUUUUGGGUUUCUGGUCGAAGAGAAGCCACGGACCGGCAAGCUCAACGCUCAGAAAUUGAAAGAAUUAGGAAUUCUGCCGGGCCCCUUAUAUGGGAAAUUGAAAGAAGGUGUUCCGAUUACUCUGGAAAAUGGGACAAUCGUCUCUCCUACGGAUGUCUUAGGAAAUCCUUUUCCUGGAAGAAAAAUUUGCAUUUUAGGAGAUUGCUCGGGUGUGGUUGGGGACGGAGUGAGGUUGCUUUGCUCUGAAGCCGAUGUCUUGAUUCAUGAGGCCACGCUGGAUGACAGCCAGGUGGACAAAGCCAAAGAACGUGGCCACAGCACGCCGAAAAUGGCAGCAGAAUUUGCUAAGCUGUGCAAAGCGAGGAAGUUGGUCCUCUCUCAUUUUAGUCAAAGAUACAAGCCUGCAAAUCAGAUGGGGGAAGGAGAUGCAGACGUUACAGAGCUGAAAAAGCAAGCUGAGAUGGUUUUGAAUGGUCAAGAAGUGGUAUUGGCCGAGGAUUUUAUGACAAUUAGUAUUGCAGUUAAAAAAUCAAAAUAGGACUGCUGGACAACAAAAUGGAAAUUGGCAGGUAUGCAAAAAUUCCAGCUGUGAUUUUCUUUCAGGUGAUCAUCUUGGAAGAGACUGAAGGAAAUUCGGUUUGAAUUAAAGGAUGAGCCUCUUCUUAUGAACAUCUGUUCUUUAUUGCAUCCAAUAUUUCUGAUGCAUUUGUAAUGUUGACAAAUGUGCUUUUUUAUGUGCAAGGCCUUUGCAAGAGGGAUUCCUUCCUUGUAAGACAAACUCUGUGUGUUUUAGUUAUUUGGAACCGAGGACUUCAUGAACGAAGGCUGCGGUUUUUUUAAACGCUCAGUAACACAUGGGAAUAAUUGAAGUUAGGGGUGGAAAACAUGGUUUGAGGAAACAUGCACCUAUUCAGUUGGGAGAUUUGUCCUCUUAAUGCAGAGUGCAUAAGAGUGUGCCAAGAAUGAAUUUGAACAAUCAGCAUUUUCUGGAAGUGUAAUAAAUGCAGAAUACUUAUGCUGAAAAUAUGAAAUAC
This is a messenger RNA of Protobothrops mucrosquamatus (brown spotted pit viper), 1601 nucleotides long. It is a transcript of the gene ELAC1, whose product is annotated as elaC ribonuclease Z 1. Gene Ontology annotation, cellular component: nucleus. The coding region runs from base 11 to 1105 and encodes 364 amino acids. The record is from RefSeq and is a predicted model, not a curated record. Gene Ontology annotation, molecular function: 3'-tRNA processing endoribonuclease activity. The transcript is spliced from 3 exons. NCBI's taxonomy places the organism in Eukaryota, Metazoa, Chordata, Lepidosauria, Squamata, Viperidae.